Molecule: messenger RNA, 5690 nt
Organism: Danio aesculapii
Lineage: Eukaryota; Metazoa; Chordata; Actinopteri; Cypriniformes; Danionidae
Gene: trim62.1
Product: tripartite motif containing 62, tandem duplicate 1
Exons: 7
Coding region: 258-1730 (490 amino acids)
Biological process (GO): innate immune response; positive regulation of canonical NF-kappaB signal transduction
Molecular function (GO): zinc ion binding; protein binding
Source: RefSeq, a predicted model, not a curated record
UGCGCGUGCGGUCGGUCGGUCGUUUCAGCUUUUCAAUGGUCUGACGUGAUGAAAAUGUUUAAUUAAAACCACGACCCGCUCUCCUAAUUAUGUGACAGUCAGUUGCUUCCAGUGUACACCGCGUCAGGACCAUUUUGGAAAAUUUCAUCAUAUUCAAGCCUCACAGAGCACUCUAGGAAGCCCAGCUGCUUAAGAGGCUCAGGGUUUGUGCAUCCCGCUACCUGCACAGUGCAUGACCGACCCCUCCAUAGAUUCAAAUGGCUAGCUAUCUGAAGGACGAGCUCUUGUGUUCUAUUUGUUUGAGCAUUUAUCAAGACCCAGUGAGUUUCGGUUGCGAGCACUACUUCUGCCGUAAGUGCAUCACUGAGCACUGGAGCAGGCAGGAGCAUCACGGGACACGAGACUGCCCAGAGUGCAGGAGGACCUUCACGGAUCCCCUUCUAUCACCGAGCCUCAAGCUCUCCAACAUCGUGGAGAGGUACACCGCUUUCCCCCUGGAUGCCAUCCUCAACGCUCAGAGGAACUCGUAUCCGUGCAAAGACCAUGAAAAGGUCAAGCUCUUCUGCUUAAGUGACAAGAGCCUGGUGUGCUUCUUCUGUGAUGAACCUGCAUUACACGAACAGCAUCAAGUCACCACGGUUGAUGAGGCCUAUGAGGAGAUACAGAGGGAGAUGAAGGAGCAGCUGGCGACUCUACAGGACAGUGAGAAGGGUCAUACGGAGGCUUUACAGCUACUGCAGAGGCAACUCACUGAAACCAAGUCAUCUGCAAAGAGUCUUCGUGCCACAAUCGGCGAGGCAUUUGAGCGGCUGCAGCGUUUCCUUCGGGAGCGGCAGAAGAGCAUGCUGGAGGAACUGGAGGCGGAUACGGCGCGUACUCUCUCUGAUAUCGAACACAAGAUCCAGCGCUACAGCCAGCAGCUCCGCGAUGUCAAAGAGGGCAUCCAGAUCCUGCAGGAGCGACUCGGUGAAACCAGCCAUCACGAAUUCCUGGAGGGAAUCGCUCUGACGUCUGACAGGGAGCAAGUGAUUCGUGGAGGGUAUUGCUGGUGGAAGCUACCAAGAAUAAAGGGAAAGAUCCACGAAACCAACCUCACCUAUGAAGACUUUCCCACAUCCAAGUACAUGGGGCCCUUACAGUAUACAAUCUGGAAGUCUCUUUUCUUGGAUAUUUCACCAGUGCCUGCUGCAUUAACCAUGGACCCCAGCACUGCUCACCAGCGACUCAUCUUAUCAGACGACUGCACCAUUGUGGCGUACGGGAACCUGCACCCGCAGCCCUUGCAGGAUUCACCCCGCCGCUUCGACGUGGAGGUGUCCGUUCUGGGCGCUGAAGGCUUCUCCGGAGGCGUCCACUACUGGGAGGUAAUGGUGUCCGAAAAAACCCAGUGGAUGAUCGGUGUGGCCAACGAAACGGUCAACCGCAAGGGCAGCAUUCAGAUCCAGCCCGGCCGAGGCUUUUACUGCAUCGUGAUGCAUGACGGUAAUCAGUACAGCGCCUGCACCGAGCCCUGGACGCGCCUCAACGUCAAGAGCAAACUGGAAAAAGUGGGCGUCUACUUAGACUAUCCUAAAGGUUUGCUGGUUUUCUACAACGCUGACGACAUGUCCUGGCUAUACACGUACAGAGAGAAGUUUCCAGCCAAACUCUUUCCAUACUUCAGCCCCGGGCAAAGUCACGCCAAUGGCAAAAACGUGCAGCCCUUGCGAAUAAACACAGUGCGUUUAUAAAAGCCAAUUCAGCAGAGGUUUUAAGGAAGAAAUCUGAAGAAAAAAACCUAGUGUGUAUGAUGAAGUUUCUUUCUUUCAGGCAUGGACAUGAAGCCAUCUGACUGAUGGGUUGUGACGUAAAGCUCCGCCGGUUGCUAAAUAAAUUGGAGAGCUUUGCACUUUUCUGAGAGGUUGCCUGUGGGCGUUUUUGUACAUUUUAUUGUUGCUGGUCAUUUGUAAUCUUGCAGUGGCCGGUCUGCUCGCUCAAGAUUUCCCAGCUGCUUGUACACAAUGUCCCAUCAGCCCCUGCAGGGUCCAAACGCUCUUUCAAGGCUGCGUUCUGGGAGAGGAAGAAAAAAAGAGCUUAUCUGUUGUGCAGAAAUAAGAAAUGUUGCCCGUUUCGUUUCGUGCAAUUGGCUUUGGUGUGUUUGUGGAGUGUUGUACUCGACACUGAAAUACUGCAGUACCAACUUCUUGCUUUGUUUAUUAUUUCUUCCUGCCUGCAUGAACGGUGAGUGGAAUAUUGUGUUGCUCAGGUCGUGCUUCUUCACGAUGGUGACGGUUGUGUGUUUCUGUGUGUGUGUGAAUGAGAUUCAAGACUGAGUGGCUUGAAUUCCUGCUAACGCAUUUGCUGCUAUUAUGAAAAAGGGGGUGAGAAGUUUGCGCGUUUGUACAUAUCGCAGGUGAUAGCUUUGGCUUUGCUAUAUUGGUAAAAGAAAAAAGUGCGUCCCCUGUGCACUCUUUUCCCUUUAGCUUGGUGUUGCCUUUUAUUUAUUCAUCCUGUGCUUACUUUCUAGAACAUUCCAGUGUUUGGUGGCUCGGGACGUCUCAUUAGGGUGGCCAAAGAUGACGAUGUCAGCUUUAAAAAGGAGAGUUGACCCAAAAGUGUUCAUUUACUCACCCUCAGGCCAUCUCAGAUGAUGAAGGUGACUGUUCUUCUUCAGGCACAACAUUAAAGGGAUAGUUCACCCAAAACUGAACGUUCUUCCAAACCCCUUUCUUCUGUUGAACACAAAAGAAGAUGUUUUGAAGAAUGUCAGAAACCUGUAACCAUUGGCUUCCUUUGUAUUUGUUUGUUUUUUUCUACUGUGGAUGUCAGUGAUGUUCAGUGUUCAACAGAAGAAAGACACUUGUAAAUGUUUGGGAACACUAGCAGAUUUUUGCAUGAACGAUCCCUUUAAGUAAGAUUUAACUAAUAUUGUGUCUUUUAGUGAUUCAUAAAAUGCUAAUCGAAGGCUACCAGCAUUUUGAAAGUAAAAAAAAAUCCUAUAUAGGUCAAACCAAAUGAAUACUUAUAUCUCCUGACCAUACAUUGAGGUCAUUAUGUAAUGUAGUACGGUGUAUAAUGUUGUUUGCACAGAUUGGCUGUUUUGCUUCAUAAUGGAUCAGUGUAUCAUCAGGAGCCACAUGUACUCAUUUUGUGUUGUUUCUAUAUGUUCUUUAAAAGGGAAAGUUCACUAUUUACUCACAACCAAAUAGAUCAAAACUUUACUAUGGGAAAAAACAGCCAUUGACUCCCAUAGUAGGAACAAAAAUACUGUGGAAGUCAAUGGCUGUUCCACAGAAGAGAGAACCUCAAACAGGUUUUUCUCUAGGGGUAAAUGAUGAUAGAUUUCAUUUAUUUUUCAUUUUUCAUGAAUGUUUCGAUGAUCUGUUUAACUCUUAUGCACUGUUGGGUAUGUUUUCAUCCACUCUGGAGUGAUUUGUUUUAAUUUGGCCAUAACUUACUCCAUGUUUCAGCAAAUUUAAUGAUUUUUGGUGACAAAUCUUAUAUUGACACAUGUUUUGAGAAAAUGAUUUGAAAUGUUUAAACUCAAUGAUACACUCUGAGCAUAUUUACGACCCUUUUCUUAUGUUCGGGAUGAAAACAUCCACUAAAUUAAACUGAAAAUGCAUCAUAUAUUCAUUUAUUUAUAUUUAAUUAUUUUUUUGCGAAAAUCUAAUUAUGCGAAAAUAUGCAAAAAAAGAUUAUUUACAUAAAUCUGAUCAAAACUACUCAAUUGCUUGGAAAAUUACAGGAUUUUAACUCUUUAAUUGGCAAAUUCUUAAAGGAUGUCACUGAUUUGGUGAAAAAACACACACAAAAUGACGUAUUAUAUAUAAAAAAUAAUUGUGGACUGAACUCUUUAUCAAAGUCUUGGACGUGUGUAACUACAUUGUCUUUAAUGCAUAGUUUUGGAUUGAUUUUCAUUUUUUCCUCUCUAAUUUAUUGUUGGCUGUGUUUUUGCCCCAUUGACUUCCAUUAUAACCACAUUUUGUUGAUUACAAAACCAUGACACCAUAUAAUCAUGCAAUAUAGGUCAAAUUUGUCAUUUUUACUGUUCAUCAUCAGUUGACAUCAAUAAUCCUUUAAAUAGGCCUCUGCAAAAAACAAUCUAGUUUCUGGAUUUUACAUGGAGUAUGACAGCAAAUUAAAGUGUCUGUGUGUCUGUCAGUGUGUGAGAGUGACUUUUGCACACUUACCCUGUCUGAGAAAAUCAAAAUGUGCAUCACAGCUUACAGAACUACAUGGAGUAAACAAAAACAAAGACUGUGUAUUUAUGCACCAUCAAAUGUGGUUAUAAUGGAUGUCAAUGGGGCAAAAACAGCCAUCAGCAGUAAAUUAGGGAGAAACAAAUGAAAAUCUAACAGUGCAUAAAGCCAGUGUUGUUACUAAUCAUUCACAUGUCCAAGACUGUCAUAAAAGGAAAAAAUCCAGUCCACAAUUACUUUUUAUAUUAAAAAUAUGUCCUUUUGUGUGUGUUUUUCACCAAAUCAGUGACUUCAUUUGUGAAUUUGGCGAUGUAAAUUAGUUAAGAUCCUCUAAUUUUCUAAACAAUUUAGUAGUUUUGAUCAGGACUGAGUUUGAUUAACAGAUUUAUGCAAUAAAUAAAUAAAUAUAUGAUACAUUUUUUGUUUAAUUUAGUGGACGAUUUCAUCCCUAACAAAACAAAAAAAUUGAACAGGGCACAAAGGUAACGGUUAAGUUUGAUUAUUAAUCAUACUAUUAUUGUUGUUAAAUUCUAUUACAUUUAUUACAAAGAAAUUUGAUCUGAUGUGUUUUUACAGCAGUGUAAUUCAGUGGAUGAUUUCACCCUGAACAUAACGAAAUGGUAGUCAACUUGACCAAUGCACAAGGGUUAAAACGCCAGUAGCUGCUGACCUGCGUUUUAUGAAUCAUGAAAAAUCAGCUCUAGAAAUCUUCUUUAAUGUGCUACUGAAGAAACACUUCUCAAGGAAAAAUCAACGGCAGAUUUUCAGUUUUGGCUGAAAGAUCCUUCUUAACACUUCUGUGCUGGUUAUAGUCGAGCGAGAUGGUAAAACACAUUUCCGUUUCCAAGAAACUGCUUCCGUUGCUCUGUAGAAAGUGUUGAAAUAGAUGUAUUUUUCCAUAUAAAUCCAAAUUCAUUUCCUGUGUACAUAAGGACCCGAUCCAAAAAAAAAAGGGAGAUCAGAUUUUUACAGUGCGUAUAUAGUUUUAAAAGGAAACGCUACACAGAAUGCACUUGUAGAUUUUUCUCAGUGCUACGAGGACAUCAGAGACUUUUAAUACUAGUAACUAUUGCUCCUUUCUCCAUCAAUUCUUGCAGACUUUUGCCUGAAAUGACGGACUGCUUGGGAGUCCAUUCCUUGUUUUCUUGUGAACUUCACUCCUGUUUGGUUCUGGUGUGUCUGUGUGUUCUGUGCUUUCUGAUGUUAAAGGAUGAAUGUGUUGGACAUUGAUCACACAAGAGGCUGUCAGCUGGUUAUUAUUAUUAGUUAGGUGAUGGUGAUGGGUUAUUAAAGUAUAUAUAAAGUUUAUAUAUAUAUAUAUAUUGCUGAGGAUUGUUGUUGUUGCAGUUGAUGAUGAUGAAGAUGGUGUGUGUGUUUGAUGAAAGCUGCUUUACACCUAUCAUCAUCAUCAUCAUCAUCAUCAUCUAAACUCACUGUGGUGAGAUCUUGACCUGGAGGUUCAUGGAUAAAAAUGUUUUAAUGUUCCAUUAAAAAAUGGUGAAGCCUGAA